UUCUAAUUGAGGACAAAGUAUCAAACCAACCCAUUAAAGGCCAUUUCUAAACUUGACUAGUGACCCAUGUACAGUCCCAAUACUCAUGAGCCCAAAUUCCAAACAGUUUUCAAAAUGGCAAACAAAUCCCCAUUUAUCCUAAAACCCUCAAAACCCAUUUUGUCCAAUUAACAGUUCUAACACCCUCACCAUAAAAGCAAAUUCUGGGUUCUUGAAAUCUGCAUAAUUUAUUCCAUUUCAAGUUUUUGCAUCAAGCUCAAAGUUGAAAUAUUCUUGAAUUCUUGAUAUGAAAGCUUUAAGAAUUUUAAGGACAUUGAACUCAUCACUCUCUUCAAAUCACAGCAAAACCCAUUUCAACUCAACCAUUUUCCUUCGAUUUUACUCGGCACAAACUCAACAAGACCACCCCACAACCUCCGAAGAAGAUGACACGUCAUCCUCAGUCUUCGACAGUUCGCAGUACGAUGAUGUUACUUCAGAAGAGAACAGUGUAAGAAGCUCCACUUGGGAUGAGAAAUAUAGAGAAAGAGUGAAAGAGAAAGUGUUUGGUGAAGACCCUUCAAAGGUUAAGAGCUCUAGGAUUUUGAUUAAAGAAGAGGAGAAGAGAAGGAAAACUGCUUUGUUGGCGAGGACUCUUCUAGAAGCUGCGACGGAGCGGGCCGAUGAAGAGGGGGAUGAAGAUAAAGAAGAUGAAGUGGUGAAGGAAGAAGAUCAAAUGUCAUUGAGUGUUGGAAUUAUUGGAGCUCCUAAUGCUGGCAAAUCUUCAUUGACUAAUUACAUGGCUGGGACCAAAGUUUCUGCUGUAUCACGGAAGACGAAUACCACUACUCAUGAAGUCUUAGGUGUGAUGACUAAAGGAAAAACACAAAUUUGUUUCUUUGAUACUCCUGGGCUUAUGCUAAAGAAAAGUGGAUUUCCACACAAGGACAUGAAGGCACGUAUUGAAAGCGCAUGGAGGUCUAUUGAUCUAUAUGAUGUACUCAUUGUCAUAUUUGAUGCUCAUAGACAUCUUACCAAGCCUGAUUCCAGAGUGGUGAGGUUGAUUGAGAGAAUGGGUUCUGAGGCUAAUCCAAACCAGAAACAUUUAUUAUGUAUCAAUAAAGUUGACCUAAUCGAGAAAAAGAAAGACUUGUUGAAAGUCGCUGAGGAAUUCAAAGACCUUCCCGGAUAUGAGAGGUGCUUUACGAUAUCAGGACUAAAGGGAGCUGGAGUGAAAGAUCUAACAAAAUACUUGAUGGAGCAGGCAGUGAAAAGACCAUGGGAUGAAGAUCCAUUUGUCAUGAGUGAAGAAGUUAUGAAGAAUAUUUCACUGGAAGUGGUCAGGGAGAAGUUGCUACAUUACAUACAUCAGGAAAUCCCGUAUGGCAUAGACCAUCGCCUGAUGGACUGGAAGGAGUUGCGUGAUGGUUCCCUAAGGAUUGAACAGCAUUUGAUCACACACAAGAUAAGCCAACGCAAGAUUCUCGUAGGAAAGAAUGGUUCCAAAAUAGGGAGAAUAGGCAUGGAGGCAAAUGAAGAGUUAAGAACGAUAUUCAAGAGACAAGUCCAUCUAGUCCUUAUGGUUAGAGUGAAAUCAUAAUAUCAAAGACCAUGCCAUUGUUUAGCAUGUGUAUAUAUGGAGGUGCUCCAGUUUUUGUCCCUUAACCAAAGCAAUUGUCAGUUGACACAAUAAUUUAUUAAAGCAUAUUAUUAAUCUAAAAAUAUGUUGUUCUGUUACAAAAUAUGAAAGAGAAGUUUAAUUUCCCUUUCAUGUUAAUACACUCAUAUUCUUUUCUAUAGAUUUAAGGUCAAAAUUCUAGACACUCUUUAUAUUUCAUGUUGGAUUAAGAUUUAA
Messenger RNA from Capsicum annuum, 1834 nucleotides. Its product is annotated as GTP-binding protein ERG. Gene Ontology annotation, biological process: ribosomal small subunit assembly. The transcript has 8 exons. The record is from RefSeq and is a predicted model, not a curated record. Lineage: Eukaryota; Viridiplantae; Streptophyta; Magnoliopsida; Solanales; Solanaceae. Gene Ontology annotation, molecular function: rRNA binding; GTP binding; ribosomal small subunit binding. The coding region runs from base 287 to 1579 and encodes 430 amino acids.